Owenia fusiformis is the source of this 2830-nucleotide messenger RNA. NCBI's taxonomy places the organism in Eukaryota, Metazoa, Annelida, Polychaeta, Sabellida, Oweniidae. The record is from the annotation of a GenBank genome assembly.
AUAAAAUAGAGAAGCUGCAACUCAUCGGUUUGAAGAAGCACUGAUCAUACGGCAUAUGGCAUUAUUUCUGCUCUAUACACAUUUAAUCAGUGUUUUGGAUGUGAAUCGGAUGUAAGAAAAAAUACCCAAAAUAAUAAAUCAUAUAAGGGAGACUCUCCAUUCUGCAUGAGAGACAGAAAAUUGGAUAUGAAAACAUAAUAUUACUAGAUUAGAUCACGAAUCUUAAACCUUGUCCAUCUAUCAUUUUAUCUAUAGUGGAUACCAUUCUAAUCAAUCAUCAGAAUAUAAAGAGCGAGGACCAAUAGAAUAAGCAGGAUUUUACUGUCAUUUUGAAAGAAACAAUUCUCUCAGAGGAAAUCAAACGUGAAAGAGUAUUAUCGAAUCACCAAGAGCAUUUUAAUAAAAUAAUUCAGCUUUUUCAAAAUCAUAUUAAUAAGCCAGACAAUUUAUCAACACAAAUUAUGUAAGUAUUGGAAUUACAAUUUGGACCAAAUAGAAAGGAAAUAAUACUGAACGGAAAUUAGAGAUACUUAAAGAAAACACUGCAGCUGUAAGCAAAUAAAGGACUGAAAUAUCAAAUAAUUCAUAAAAUAAUAUUCAUUAUCUCUUUAUUGAUAAAAUAAACUUUCUGAUUAAAUCAGAGAAUGGCCAAAUGAAAUAAAGGGAAUUAAAACAUCUGACUAUUGUAUGUAUAAACAGACGUCAUAAGGAUUCUAUUACAAAAAAUAAGUAGGAAUUUUACUUGGAUUACAUAUUUCAAUCUCUGCUGAAAGUAAGUUGUAAUAAAUAGAACAACAUAAUGCAAGCACUGAACAAAUUCAUCACGAACUAGCAUUAAUUGUAGUAUAGCAGGGAAGUACAAUUCUUUGAAAUUCAAAUAACCACUAACAUAUUAGGAAGAUUAAUCGGUUAAGCGCCAUUUGAAAUGAAUCUAUCAUUCUGUCAUAGAAAUAUGAUCUGACAUUACACCAUUGCCAUUACUUAAUAGUUUAUAAUGAUUGGGUGUGUUUUGAUACUGAAAUAACAAGAAUCAGGACUGAAGAAUCAAUCUCUUACCUGUGGCAGAAACACUGAAGUAGAGCUUGAAGAAUAUUUGCACAUACUAAACAUUAAUUACCAGAAAAUAUCAAAGUCAAUUACUGACAACUUUACAAGUUGUGUAUAUCAAUAUAAAAAUGGCAGAGACUGUGAAUUACAAUGUGUCAGAUGGAAACAUGUCUGUAUUCAAUGCGACAAAUAACACAGCUACUGAAGAACAACCAGAUCAGACCUUUGACAUUGUAGUGAAUAUUGGAUUUCUAUUUGUUGUAUGUCUGUUUGGAUUGUUUGGUAACACUGUUGCAUUUAUAGUGCUUUGGCAAGACAGAAGUCGGUCGCCAAUGUUCCACUUAUUACGCAGUCUCACUGUAUCAGAUUCUGUAUUUCUGGGCUGUGUUUUCUGCACAGAGGUUCUCACUCGUCUACUCUAUAUGUGUGAGCCACCACCACGCGCAAACUAUAACAACCUGGAAAUCGUAAACUCACUGGUGAUAUGGCCAAUGGGUAUGAUGUCACAAUUGAGCACUAUAUGGCUAACGGUUGCUAUAUCAAUGGAGCGUACAAUUGCAGUGUGUUAUCCUCUGAAAGCCUAUUCUUUAUCGAGUUUAUCCAAGGCAAGGCUUGCGUCAUCUCUCAUUGUCAUUGGAUCUAUCCUUUACAACAUCCCGCGUUGUUUCGAAUAUGAAACAUUUCGGGAAGAUCACUUCAUACCCAAAACAAAGUUUGGAUCAAAUAUAGUAUACAGGUACUUCUAUUCAGCAGCUCUAUACUUCGUUGUUUUCUUCUGCCUGCCCCUGAUUCUACUGAUUAUCACCAACACAAAGGUCAUCGUCGCCUUCAAGCGCAUGCAGAAACAGCAGAAAGAAAUGAACGUCAUCCAAAAACGAGAAAAUCGCCUCACUAUGGUAGCACUCUCAGUUGUAUGUGUGUUCUUUGCUUGCGGCAUGCCAGCUCUGAUUGUUAACUUCAUCGACUCUACAUUUGAUGAGCACUCAGUUGUUCCUGAUUGGUGGGUAAUUUUCCUAUCGAUUGCAAACUUUCUAGUCGCAGUCAACGCAGCUAUAGAUUUCGUACUUUAUUGUUUCCUCGGGAAAAAAUUCAGAAAAAUGUUACUUAAAUUAUUCCAUUGCGACCGACCGAAAAUUCUUGAAGAAUCUGGAUUUACGACGGAAAUGUCAGAAUGCUGACUAGGAGUAGGGAUGUGGUUCUGCCCAAACAGGCAUCGAGCCCAGGCAAGUCGAAACAGUUAUAAAAAAUAUGACUAUGAUAAAGAUAAAAACAUCAAGUAUUCUGAGGUUAUACAAGCAAGGGUUUCUUCAGUUUAAAUACCAAUUUUGCCAAAGUUUUCAAUUCAAUUUAGGUCAAAACUACCUUAUUUUAUUAAAAAUACAUACAAGUUACAUGUAGAACAGCGUGAAAAUGUCUGUAUUUUUCAAGAAAAUACAUCAAUACGUUUAGGGGUGGGGUGGCCGCAGGAACAGCUUUUUCAAUUGUCUAUGAAUUGAUUUAUUUAUUGGAUGAUGAGAAUAGAAUAUAAAACCUAUUUGACAAGUUUACUUACUAGUAAUAAGAUCUGAGUUAACUUGCUAAAUUAUUCAAAAAUGUACCCUUAUGUGUAAUGCCACAUAUCAGCACAACAUCAUCAAUCGUAAAAUCCAUCAUAAAACUGGAGCUGCAAAACAUGUUAUCUUUUUUGCCUUAACUGAUCCAUGUAUGAAACAUUGGUAACAAAAUCUUUGAAAUAUUCAUCAUGUGGUUAUAGCUCUAUUCUGAUGUAAAUAUGUGAUCAGAG